Molecule: messenger RNA, 896 nt
Organism: Neoarius graeffei (lesser salmon catfish)
Lineage: Eukaryota; Metazoa; Chordata; Actinopteri; Siluriformes; Ariidae
Product: BAG family molecular chaperone regulator 1-like
Exons: 7
Coding region: 23-649 (208 amino acids)
Biological process (GO): protein stabilization
Cellular component (GO): membrane; cytosol; nucleus
Molecular function (GO): adenyl-nucleotide exchange factor activity; protein-folding chaperone binding
Source: RefSeq, a predicted model, not a curated record
CCGGUUUGUUGCUAUUGGUGUUAUGGAGAUGGCGGAAAGUUCAAUUACAGUGAUGGUUACUCAUGCAAGCUCCAAACACAACAUCACACUAACAGGACAGGAUGGAAAUGAACCUACACUUAAAGACCUGUCAGAAACUCUGGCACAAGCCACUGGGGUACCACAAGCUUCUCAGAAAAUAAUAUUUAAAGGAAAGUCCUUGAAGGAAAUGAAGGCAAGUCUGUCCAGCCUUGGAAUAAAGCAAGGAUGUAAACUUAUGAUGAUUGGGAACAGGAAUAGUCUAGAGGAGGAGGCUGAACUGAAAAAGCUGAAAGACCUCGAGAAGCGUAUGGAGAAAACAGCCAAGAAGUUGGAGAAAGUCCAUGAUGAACUGACCAGAUUAAAAAAUGGCUUUUUAGUAAAGGAUCUACAGGCUGAAGCUCUUGAUAAACUGGACAACCGAGUAACCGCGGCUGCUGAACAGUUUAUAAAGAUCCUCGAGGAGAUUAAUGCCAUGACUGUGCCUGAGAAUUUUAGCGACUGUAGGAUGAAGAAAAAAGGACUUGUCAAAACUGUACAGGGGUUCCUUGCUCAGUGCAACAAGCUUGAAGCCGGCAUAUCGGCUCAUCGGGCAAAGAUUCAGAACAAAAAUCUCGCCCUGACUGAGUAGCGGGAAGCCGUUAACAUCAGCGAUUAGGUUAUUUGCUCUGUGAGCGACUGAGCUUCAGUACUGGAGCAGGUUCAACGAUGUUUCUUUAUGUAUACGUCUUUUAAAGGGCAGCUUACAACUUGUCACAGUGAUCUGGAGGUUAAAAUGGAAAAAUGCAAAUGUUUUCAGCAGCAGCGAAUUAAUUUUUGCUGAAGAAAAUGAAUUAAUAUUUCAUAUCAUAUACUACUUACAUAAACACGUUGAAAAC